UAUUGCUUCAAAUUAAUUAGUUCAACUUUCAUAUUGCUUUAGCUAUGGACAUCAGAGACGAGAAGUGGAGAAAGGUUGCAGAACUCAACGGACUGUUAUCUGACAUUGAACGGAGUGUACAGUAUCUAGAUACAAUGGUUGAGAGAAGUGAGAAGCCUUUGGUUAUAAAUAUUGAAACCAAUAUAAGCACAGUAAGAUAUUUGGUGGCAGCUUAUAGGCUCGACCCUGGGUUCAUUGCAGAACACCUUCAUGGAGGGCUAAAAGGCAUAAAAGAUGAACUUGAUGAAAUAAGUAAUCAAAUUUCGAAAGUGGCUACAAGAAAGAUAAAUCAGCUACUUUCUGAAUGGUUGGGAAUCAUUGUUAAGAAGACAAAUAAAAUAAAGUUGUUGACUUCUAAUUUUGGCGAGCUGCCACCAGAUAAAAAAAUAGUGGCCAUCGGGGCCGAGGCAUCGACGUCAACCCGUGGAAAGGUAAAAAUGCUGUCAAAUACCCGACAAUGCAUUGAUUUGUGCGUUGAAGAGAGCCUUUUGGUUUCGCCUAUGAUCGCCAGUCUUAAGAAGAGCUACGACCGUCUUCCUCUCGAACUGAAGCUGUGCUUGCUCUGUCUUUCGGUGUUUCCUGAGAAUUUCGUCAUUAAGAAAAGGCCAUUGGUGUACUGGUGGAUGGCAGAAGGGUUCCUCACUGACGAGGAUGAUGAUGGGGAAGGAAACUUCAUGGAGCUUAUCCGUAAGGAGUUCAUACAACCAUGCUAUCAUGAAGGAGGUAACAUGGCCGGGAAAGUAGGUGCUUGUAGAGUGCAGCCUUGGAUCCGAAGAAUGUUAGUUUCAAUUGCUUUAGAAGCCCAGUUCUUCGAAUUUUAUGGCGGAAGGGAGAAGAAAGAUGGGAUUUGGGCGCGGCUAUGCUUAUGCAAUAAUGAAGAAGAUCUCAACCACGCCAUCACCAGUAAAACUGAAAUGGUGUUGGAUGAUGAAAGUACUUUUCAAAGGUUAGAAAUGGUCGCAGAGAGGUUAAAAUGGGCAAAAGCUAAAUCUAUCUAUUAUGCAAAUAAACUGGAUCGUGCCAUUGAUAUGGGGGCCUCUAAUAUAUCAGGGGACCCGGAGGUGAAUGGUGAGCAGCAAACCAACUAUGUUACCUCUGAUGCUUUAGAUGACUUGUGCCAUGGUUGUAUAUAUAUACUGGAUAUUUUGAUUGUUAUGGUGCACGAUGAUCGGAAAGUAAUCACGUUGGGUCAUCUUAGGAGCCGCUGUCAGUGGAUAAUUGAUAAUAGGAAGAGAUAUUAUGAUGAGUUUGGUGUUUGGUCGGAUAAUCUUCUUCCUCAGCAACGCAGUCUUAGUAAGGAAAUAAGUGAUUUGCAAGAGGAGAUGCAAGGUACCUAUGCGACUAUAAAACAUCAACUUGAGGCCUUGAGAAGUUGUUUAAACGAUUGCAUGCGCCAUGAUGAUGAGCUCUACAACAGAAGAAAGAACUGUGAGUGGUUGCAAAAACACGACGACAUGUUUAGCCCAUACCACGACCUCACCCUGCAUUUCCCCUCUCCCAUGAAGAAAAGGGAUGAUGGUGAAUACUACUAUGAAGGGGGUAAGGUAUUUGGGAAUCAUUAAUGUCAACCAAGAUAACCCAAAUUUGGAGGAGAAAUGGUUUGGGAGAUUAAAAAACCUUCACACUUUUCACUUGGGAAGGUGGCAAGACUCUAGGCCAAUCCAUCACAUUGAUGUUCAAAAUCUUGGAUUCUUGAAAGCCUUGUUCCAAGUAGCCAAGCAUUUGAAAUAUCUGAGCCUCAGAGGAGUUUCAGGGAUUAGUGAGUUGCCUUCCGCUAUUUCUGAAUGCUGCAACCUCCAAACAUUGGACCUCAAGGCAUGCUACAGUUUGGAAAACCUUCCUCCACAGAUUGUGUCGCUUGCCAAACUCACUCACUUUGAUGUAUCAGAAUGCUACCUCCUUCCUCAGAACGACAGACUAUGGAGUUCAGUACUCGAAAAGCUUAAGCUGCUCCGAACGCUCAAGGGUGUGAAAAUAUCAAAGAGGUUCAAAAUUAAGAGUGCUGGGAAAUUAAGGAAGUUGGGCGUCAUCUUCACUGCAUCCAUGGAACUCACACUUCCAACCCACUGUUUUCACCACCUUCGUGUUCUAACAUUGACAUGGAGGACGACUUCCUUUGAGAAACCUAAGGUCACAUUUCCUCCACAACUUCUUCAAAAUCUAAGCAAAUUAGAUCUGAGAUGCUAUCCUGAGAAGGAUUGGCCGGUUUGGCUUCAUCAACUUCCUGCUUUGGAGAC
This is a messenger RNA of Ipomoea nil (Japanese morning glory), 2276 nucleotides long. RefSeq lists its product as uncharacterized. Gene Ontology annotation, biological process: defense response to other organism. The record is from RefSeq and is a predicted model, not a curated record. The coding region runs from base 45 to 1601 and encodes 518 amino acids. NCBI's taxonomy places the organism in Eukaryota, Viridiplantae, Streptophyta, Magnoliopsida, Solanales, Convolvulaceae. The transcript has 2 exons.